AUGCCUCAGCAACCAAUGUUGUUCUUGGGUAGAAGCAAUACCAUCAUUUCUUUUAUUAGAAACUACAUUGUAUGCCGUUAUGGGUCGCCACGAGCAAUCGUGAGCGACCAAGGAUCCCACUUUUGUAACAGGAAGGUAGAGGCACUGCUCAAGCACUAUGGGGUAGUGCAUAAGGUUGCCACUGCUUAUCAUCUACAAACCAACGAACAAGCGGAAGUGUCCAACCGGGAGAUUAAGAGAAUCUUGGAGAAAGUGGUCAAUCCACAAAGGAAGGAUUGGAGCGUCUGGUUAGGAGAUGCACUAUGGGCGUAUAGAACGGCCUACAAGACUCCAUUAGGGAUGAGUCCCUUUCGGAUCGUCUAUGGUAAGGCAUGCCACCUUCUGGUGGAGAUUGAGCACAAAGCCUAUUGGGCAGUAAAGCGGUGCAACAUGGAUUUGACCCAAGCCGGAGUAGCCAGAAAAUUGCAGCUAAAGGAGCUCGAGUGUUUGAGGAACGAUGCGUAUGAGAAUGCCCGGAUUUACAAGGAAAAGACUAAAGCAUUCCAUGACCAUCACAUCUGGAAGAAUGACUUCCAAGAAGGUGAUGAGGUUCUCCACUACAAUUUAAGGCUUCGUUUCAUGCCAGGCAAGUUCCGCUCUAGAUGGGAAGGACCUUUCUUGGUGAAGUAA
Arachis stenosperma is the source of this 669-nucleotide messenger RNA. RefSeq lists its product as uncharacterized. Gene Ontology annotation, molecular function: nucleic acid binding. The record is from RefSeq and is a predicted model, not a curated record. The transcript is spliced from 2 exons. Gene Ontology annotation, biological process: DNA integration. Lineage: Eukaryota; Viridiplantae; Streptophyta; Magnoliopsida; Fabales; Fabaceae. Bases 1 to 669 code for a protein of 222 amino acids.